Messenger RNA from Homalodisca vitripennis (glassy-winged sharpshooter), 1411 nucleotides. RefSeq names its product NAD-dependent protein deacetylase sirtuin-2-like. The record is from RefSeq and is a predicted model, not a curated record. Gene Ontology annotation, molecular function: NAD+ binding; nucleic acid binding. Lineage: Eukaryota; Metazoa; Arthropoda; Insecta; Hemiptera; Cicadellidae.
AUGCUCGACCCCAUACCGCUAGAGUGGUGCAAGACUACCUUCAGAAUGUGCAAAUUAGUGCGAUGGAGAAAGCCAGCACGUAGCCCAGAUCUAAAUCCAAUAGAAAAUAUCUGGGACCAGAUUGGGAGAGCAAUUAGAAGUCAACGUGGCGAGCUGGUAACUUUGGAUCAUCUUCGACAGGCUGUACAGGCAGAAUGGAACAAUAUUGGUCAACAGAACAUACAGAACGUGAUUGACAGCAUGCCUAGGCGGCUGGAAGCUGUCAUCAGAUCUCGGGGAGGAAAAUACGAGGUUUUAGAUGAUGUUUCAUUAAAUGGUAUCGCAAAUCUUAUCAAAGAAGGGAAGUGCAAGAAUAUCAUUACAAUGGCUGGGGCAGGGAUAUCGACAUCUGCAGGAAUCCCAGACUUUAGGUCUCCGGGUUCUGGACUUUACCACAACCUGGGAGAAAUACAACUUACCAACCCACAGGCCAUAUUUGAGAUCGGAUACUUCCGCAACAAUCCGCAGCCGUUCUUCACUCUGGCGAAGGAGUUGUAUCCGGGAACCUUCAAGCCGACUAUCUGCCACUACUUUGUCAAACUGCUCCUUCAGAAAGGAGUUCUCCUCAGGCAUUAUACUCAGAACAUUGAUACCUUGGAGCGGGUAGCUGGUCUGCCUGGUGACAAGAUCAUUGAGGCACACGGAACUUUCUUCACAUCUCACUGUUUGGAGUGUCAGAAGGAGUACUCUGUGGACUGGAUGAAAGAGAAAAUCUUCCAAGACAGUGUUCCCACCUGUGUUCUGUGCAAUGGUGUGGUCAAGCCUGACAUAGUAUUCUUCGGGGAGUGUCUCCCACAGGAAUACUACACAAAGAGCGUUUCUGACUUCCCCAAGGCAGAUCUGCUCAUUGUGAUGGGCUCUUCACUGGCUGUGCAACCGUUUGCCUCUCUCAUCGACAAUGUUGGCAACCAUUGUCCCCGGCUGCUGAUCAACAGAGAGAAGGCCGGGCACCGAGACAGGCUGAUGCGGAUGCUGGGGAUGGGUGGUGGCUUGGACUUCGACUCCGAUACCAACUCCAGAGAUGUCUUAUGGCUGGGAGACUGUGAUGUCGGAUGUCAACUUCUGGCGGACGAGAUCGGAUGGGGGGAGGAAUUAAGAGCAAUGGUGAAAGAGGAACACAAGAAAAUUGACGAAGAAAAGGGCAAAAGAGAAAAAAAAAAUGAAAGCGCAAAGAAACAGGAAGAAUCUCAGGAAACUUCAAAUAAGGAAAAUACUGAAUCUCCUUCCAAAAGUUGAGAAGUUUAUAUGUUAGUUUAAUUUUAUUUUUGUCUUGACUCUUCCAUGUUAAUCUAUAUACAUUUAAAUUUGUAUUAAUUUUGCCUUGCGCUGUGAUUUAUUGUAAAAUUAAAGGUAUAAUUUUGUUAUCUGUUUA